AUGAACAACACGGCGUUGAAGGAAGAAGACGAUCCUGGAUGGAUUAUGAAGAUUACAACUGUGUGCGAACAAAACACCAAAGUGCCAGUUAUCGUUCAAGAAGUGUUGGACAAAUAUCAAGAUGUGUUUCCAGAUCAACUGCCGAACGUUUUACCACCGCAUCGCGCUAUCCAAUUCGAUCUCAACAUGAAGUCCGAUGCAAAACCUCAACAUCGACCGCCGUUCAGAUUGUCCCAAGUUGAACAAGCAUCACUUGAUAAAUUCGUGAACGACCUUGAAGUUAAAGGUUGGAUUCAGCUGUCGACAAGUGAUUGGGUAUCCAAUAUAUUUGGCGUUCCGAAGAAAGACUCUGAAGGAAAACUGCCAUCACGACGCGAGUGGCUACGCACUGCAACUGCAGAUACGCCGAUCCGAUGGGUUUUGGAUUACCGCCAUGUAAACUCCCAAACUGAAGUGCCAAAGAUUCCGUUGCCCAACAUUGACGAUUUGUUUGAUCGAAUGUAUGGAAGUACGAUCUUUACCAAAAUUGACUUAGCGUCUGGAUAUCAUCAAAUGCUCGUUGUGCCAACUGCAAGGAAGUACACUGCCUUUCGAACGCAUCGCGAAGUAUAUGAAUGGGUUGUAGCGCCAAUGGGAAUGGCUGGAAUGCCUGGUAUUUGGUCAAGACUUAUGCGAGUUCUCUUCGACAAAUUGCCAUUUGUUGUCGUGUAUAUGGACGACAUUUGCAUCUUUUCAACCAAUGAAGAAGAUCAUGCACGACAUCUGGCCAAAGUUUGUGAUAUUUUACGCAGUGAGAAGCUAUACGCUCGCCCGUCCAAGUGCUCUUUUGCAGUAGACUCUGUGGAUUUUCUUGGCCAUACAGUUUCUCGAUUCGGUCUCUAA
Messenger RNA from Plasmopara halstedii, 882 nucleotides. RefSeq names its product retrotransposon ty3-gypsy subclass. The transcript has a single exon. NCBI's taxonomy places the organism in Eukaryota, Oomycota, Peronosporomycetes, Peronosporales, Peronosporaceae. Bases 1 to 882 code for a protein of 293 amino acids. The record is from RefSeq and is a predicted model, not a curated record.